AGAUGACCCCAGGUGGCCAGAAGCAGAUGAGGACCAGUGACAGCCCUUCCUAACUUCUGGGUCCAUUCUUGCAGGUGACGGAGUGUCUUAAGAAAGCUCAGCUAGAAAGAGACGCAUAUGCUCAACAGCUCAAAACAGAGAGGGCGCGGUGGCAGCAGCAAUUGCUGAAAAUGGCAGGAGAAGUGAGAGCUGACCCUUCAGCCCCCACCUUAGAUGGCUCACUGGAUCUUCCUGGGCAUCUGUAAAAUGAGAAUAGUCCAGCCAGGGGUGGUCACGGGACUGGGCUUUGUGGAGCUUGGGGCAGAGAGGGAGAUGGUAGCCAGUCCAGCCACCAGCCCCUCUCUCCAGGGCCCUUUCCCCCUGUGCUUUGGGCAGAUUGAAAUAUUCAAAAUGGAGAAAAGGCAGGAUGCAAUUAAGAUCGAGGAGCUGAAGGGGACCCUUGCCCACCUACAAAACCAUCUGGCUGAACCCCCAAUCCCGAAGCAACCAGCAGGGCCCUCUGACUUGGAGAAAAACCUGAAAACUGAAACCAAGUACCUGAGAGACGAGCUGCGGGAACAGGAGAGACAGCAGGAGGCGAAAAUGCGGCUCCGGGAGCAGGAGGUGAGGCUGAGAGAACAGGAGCAGAGGCUUCUUGAGCAGGAGGGGCUCCAGGAGCAGGAGGAGGAGCUGGUGUGUUGCCCACCUGGGGAUGCUGCUCUCCUCCCCAGCCCUCCAGAACUUUGUCUGGACAUCAUCAUCCCAGCUCCAGGCAUGGAGCCCACCAGUCACAGGGCAAGAGACAGUGGUGUCAGAGGCUCUUUAUGCUGGGUGCCAUUUCUGAACGCUGCUGGAGCCGGUGCCCAGGAGGAGCAGGCACGGCUCUGUGAGCAGCUCCAGAAACAACAGGGGUGCUGCCAGCACCAGGCUGUUGGCUCCCUGAGGGAGCCAGAGGCAGCGGCCGCAGCCACAGGGACUGGGAGCCAGUGUGGGUGCGGGGAGACCCAGCGGGCCCUGCAGGGUGCCAUCAACAAGCUGCAGAAUGACUUCAUAGCCAUCAUGAAGGAGAAUGUGGACCUGAAGGAGCGGGUGGAAAAACUAGAACUCGGAUUCAUCCAGCUCUCUGGAGAGAGAGACAUGAUAAGAAAGUCCAUCAAACCAAAUGACCAUCAGACAGCAGUGGCCAAGACCCAGCACCAGAAGAAGAACGAUGUUAGCAUGCUGUCCGAGGCCGAGGAGGGGAUGAAGGUAAGGUGUACAACAUCUCUGCGGGGAUGAGGGGGAUGGGGGUGGACGUGAG
Sapajus apella (tufted capuchin) is the source of this 1279-nucleotide messenger RNA. Its product is annotated as golgin subfamily A member 2-like. The transcript is spliced from 6 exons. Gene Ontology annotation, cellular component: cis-Golgi network; Golgi cisterna membrane; Golgi apparatus. Gene Ontology annotation, biological process: spindle assembly; Golgi organization. Lineage: Eukaryota; Metazoa; Chordata; Mammalia; Primates; Cebidae. The record is from RefSeq and is a predicted model, not a curated record. Bases 214 to 1257 code for a protein of 347 amino acids.